AUGUCGCAAGCAAUUAGAAUGCAGAAACGUAAGAAGGACGAUAAACCGGAAAUAUUUCGGGAGAAAAUACUUUACAGAGAAUGGGCACGUCGUUUUACAACCAUAGAAAAAAAUCUCGAAGCUGUGACAUAUUAUGAAAAAGCUAUGAAAGUUGCUGACGAGGAUGACGUUAGGGCACUUUUAGGUCUUUGCAGAGCACAGUUUAAUUUUACUAAGUACAUCGAUGCUGCUAAAAUUGCGGAAAAAUGCAUGCAAUUAGAUCCAAACAAUUAUCACGUAAAGGAAAUGAGAGUCGAUACGUUAUAUCGAAUGGGAGAAUUUUGCUAUAGUUUGGUCCAUGCUUACAAUGGUUUCCGGCAACGUAGAAUGCCCUUCGAAUUGAGCAUUUAUCGGGCCAAUGAAACAAUAGAAACUUGUGUUGGUAAGAACACUGUACCGGAUGCUUUAAAACGUCUUUUACCUUGGAUCCAAAAGUUGCAAGAAUAUCGUAAAGUAUUGAUCGAAAAGCUCAAAUUGGAACCAGACGAGUUCGAAGGUAUCGACGAGGAUCAAUCAAAGUUCAAGGUGAAUGAUCUGGCUGUUCAAGAAGAAGCGCACAAGGCAAAGUUACAAAGUAUCAUUGCCAAGAUUUAUUUAGGUUCAAUAGCCGAUGAGAAACAAUUUCGUGAAAAAUUGGUCAAAGAUAAACAGCUUUUACAAGGACCAAAUAAAGAAUCUACUAAGCUUUUGCAAUAUCAUGCACAAAGAAGUUUGAGAAAGACGAACUUUCGUCAGAGUAUCAUUCGUACCUCUUUUCCAAUUUACGUAAUGAUGUUUGCUAGAGAGAAACGUACGAUUGGUCAUCAAGUUAUGAUUGAACAUGAAAGAAAAUUGAAAAGAUACAAUCUUAUAUUACUUGCUGAUCAUUUAUUACGAUGUUUGAAUGAGGCUAGAAUGGAUAAAGAUUAUCCAAGAUUUUUCAGAUACGUAAAUCGUACAAAGGACUUAUUUGAUUCGUACUCUAUCAAGAUGUUUCCAUUAAAGAAAAAAUGUUUAAACACUCUUUACAAAAUGAUCGCGUGGGUUUACAUAGAUACGAGAAAUGUAAUGCAAUACGAUGAUGAAGAAACAAAGAUGAGAUAUUUGAAGCAUCAUUUAUUAUUACGAUUGACACGAUUACCAAGAGACAGGGAAUUAGCGUGGGUGAAAAUAACAACUCGUAAAAAUGAAUUACAAACGUUUCGUCGUAGAUUGGCAUUGGCAUCGGAACCAUUGGAAUUAGCAUGGCUGUUUCACGAUUUUUCCAAAUUUCUCAUACAGUUGGGUCGUUACGAUCUUGCUAGAUAUUAUGCUAAAAAGUCACGUGACUCGGCUAUUGAAGCUAAAUGCGAACAAUGGGUACUAAAUGCCAACCACAUGACUAUGCUAGUCGAGCUCUCUCAAAACAAUCGUAACGAGGCUAAAGAGGAUGCAGUUGCUGCAAUAGCCAUUUCUAAAAAGCUUGGAAUCGAUUUUCUGGUAGAUUUUUACACGAGAAUUUCGAACAUACUCGAUGAGUUGGAUUUCGACAGGUUGAUAGCAACAACAGACGGUAUUGCAUUUAGACAACAGCUUAUACUCGAACUUAUGCCAGAAGAGAUGAAAACCCAAGUGGAUUUUCUUUUUCGCAGUAUGGAUGUAGUACCAGCAAAACGUAGACUAUCCGUAAUGCCUGGUUGUAAACCAGUCGACCGUAAGUUCAAGAUGUCCUGCAAACGGAAUACGAUAUUACCAAGUCCACCGAAGGAUCCUGAAAAGGAAGCUAGACAAGCUUUGCUAGCACAAUAUGCACCGUCAAAAGAAAGACCUGGUUUUUUAGAUUUUCAAGAUUACGAGUGA
Polistes dominula (European paper wasp) is the source of this 1857-nucleotide messenger RNA. Its product is annotated as outer dynein arm-docking complex subunit 4. The record is from RefSeq and is a predicted model, not a curated record. Lineage: Eukaryota; Metazoa; Arthropoda; Insecta; Hymenoptera; Vespidae. Gene Ontology annotation, molecular function: protein binding.